AUGCAUUCCGGGAAGCCGAGGCCGCCACGACGUUUCACGUGGCUCAAGGCGCAGACUCUUCCUCCGCAACGCAGUAGACGAACCUGGACCCAUCUGGAGGACCUGGAGCUCGCCGAUCCGGAAUUCUGCUCCUCGGACCCCGUCGACAUCCUACUGGGAGCCGACGUAUAUGGGACCAUCAUCCGUCAGGGUCUACGAAAAAGAGGUUCUAAGGAUCCAGUAGCUCAACAAACCUCGUUGGGCUGGAUUCUCUCAGGUACAGUUAGCUCGACGGCGCCCAGCCAACACAUCUCCGCUCAUCACUGCCAAAUUGAAGAGGACAUCACCUGCUUAGUGCGGCGGUUCUGGGAGCAGGAGGAAGUCCACCGGCCAUCUCCGACCCUCACCAAGGCGGAACUAGAGUGCGAGGCGCACUACCGCCGUCAUCACUCGCGCUCUCUUGACGGCAGGUACAUAGUGCGGCUGCCAACGAUCGAGCCUCUCCCAGAUCUGUCUGGGACUCGUCGCGCCGCCAGUCGUGCUCUGCAACAGACGGAGAAAAGGUUAAAGAAAGAUGCCGACUUUAAGGACAUGUACGUAGAGUUCAUGCAAAAGUACAAGGAACUGCGACAUAUGAUGCUUGCACCAGCGCCAGCUGAGCCACAACGAGGGUACCUGUUACCUGCCGCAUCACGGGGUCCUGCGUCCGGACAGCACUUCCACUAA
Molecule: messenger RNA, 705 nt
Organism: Nylanderia fulva
Lineage: Eukaryota; Metazoa; Arthropoda; Insecta; Hymenoptera; Formicidae
Source: RefSeq, a predicted model, not a curated record